Molecule: messenger RNA, 4110 nt
Organism: Betta splendens (Siamese fighting fish)
Lineage: Eukaryota; Metazoa; Chordata; Actinopteri; Anabantiformes; Osphronemidae
Gene: lmna
Product: lamin A
Exons: 13
Coding region: 317-2284 (655 amino acids)
Source: RefSeq, a predicted model, not a curated record
GUCUCCUCCCUCUCUCUCUGCUCCCGCCCUCUCGCUCGCUCUUCAGCAGUAGGUACAUGUGCACUGAGCGACAGCUAGGGAAGCAGUUCAGGGCACGAGCCAAAGGCGCACACACCCACCACAGAGAGCAAGGCUGCAUUAUUCAUUGGAUCCUCUUCUCCUCCGGGGUACGGCGCACUCACACACACUCACACACUCACACACACACACACACCGGCAGAUAAACUUCUAGAAGGUCCGGUACGCUCGGCGCCGGGCUCUGCAGCAGGCUGCAGUCGAGCCACUCACUCAUCCCGUUUGCUGAGCCAUCAUCGCCAUGGAAACCCCGAGUCAGAAACGCUCCAGCCGAGGCCCCAACGCCUCCGUGUCCCCGGCCCGCAUCACCAGGCUGCAGGAGAAGGAGGAGCUGUGCAACCUCAACGACCGGCUGGCCGUCUACAUCGACAAGGUGCGCUCCCUGGAGAUGGAGAACGCCGGCCUGCGGCUGCGCAUCUCCGAGUCGGAGUCCGUGGUCAGCCGCGACCUGUCCGGCAUCAAGGCGGCCUACGAGACGGAGCUGGCCGACGCACGCAAGACCCUGGACGAGGUGGCGAGGGAGCGGGCGCGGCUGCAGCUGGAGCUGGGCAAGAUCAGGGAGGAGCACAAGGAGCUCAAAGCCAGGAACACCAAGAAGGAGUCGGACCUGGAGGCGGCGCUGGCCCGACUGAGAGACCUGGAGUCCCUGCUCAACUCCAAAGAUGCUGCUCUCAGCACUGCCCUGGGGGAGAAGCGGAGCCUGGAGGUGGAGGUCAAGGAUCUCAAGGCACAGCUGGCCAAGCUGGAAGGGAACUUGGCCGAUGCCAAGAAGCAGCUCCAGGAUGAGAUGCUGAGGAGAGUGGACGCAGAGAACCGCUUGCAGACCCUGAAGGAGGAGCUGGAGUUCCAAAAGAACAUCCACAGCGAGGAACUGCGAGACUCCAGGCGCCGGCACGAGUCCCGCAUGGUGGAGAUCGACAGCGGGCGCCAGCUGGAGUUCGAGAGCAAGCUGGCCGAGGCGCUGGGCGAGCUGAGGGCCCAGCACGAGGAGCAGGUCCGCCUGUACAAGGAGGAGGUGGAGAAGACCUACAACUCCAAGCUGGAGAACGCGCGGCAGUCGGCCAGCAGGAACAGCCACAUGGUGGGAGCCGCCCACGAGGAGCUGCAGCAGACGCGCGUUCGCAUGGAGUCGGUGUCGGCUCAGCUCAGCCAGCUGCAGAAGCAGCUGUCGACCAGCGAGGCCAAGGUCCGCGACCUGGAGGAGACUCUGAACAGAGAGCGGGACCUGAUGAGGCGCCGGCUGGAGGAUAAAGAUCGGGAGAUGGCCGAGAUCCGAGCCCGGAUGCAGCAGCAGCUGGAUGAGUACCAGGAGCUGCUGGACAUCAAGCUGGCGCUGGACAUGGAGAUCAGCGCGUACAGGAAGCUGCUGGAGGGAGAGGAGGAGAGGCUGCGUCUGUCUCCCAGCCCUCCUCCCACCAGGGUGGCGGUGACCCGGAUCUCUGGCUCGGGCCACAGCCACAGCGGCCGCGUGCUCCACUCCGCCGCCGCCGCCACCGCCACCGCCACCGCCUCCAGCAGCCGCAACUCGUCCGGCGCCGCCAGCACCAAGAAGCGGCGCCUCAACGAGGCCGACGGGGAGGGCUGCGGCCUGGUGGGCAGCGCCGUGACCAAGGCCCGCAUCAGCCAGGUGGCCUCGGCCAGCGGCCGCGUCACGGUGGACGAGGUGGACCUGGAGGGGAAGUUCAUCCGCCUGAGCAACAAGGCCGACGAGGAUCAACCGCUGGGCAACUGGCAGCUGAGGAGACAAAGCGGCAGCGCGGCCCCGAUCGUCUACAAGUUCCCCCCGAAGUUCGUCUUGAAGGCUGGAGCCACUGUGACCAUCUGGGCUGCGUCUGGUGGUGCCGCCCACAACCCCCCCACCGACCUGCUGUGGAAGAGCCAGAACUCCUGGGGCACCGGCGACCUGCUGCAGACCACCCUCCUCAGCUCCAACGGAGAGGAAAUGGCCGCGAGGAAAGUGACCCGCACCCUCUUCCAGGACGAUGAAGACGACGAGAUGGGCGCUCACAGCACCAGCGGCGCAGACAACGAGUACAACCUGCGCAGCCGCAGGGUGAUCUGCGACUCGUGUGGGCAGCCGUCGGACCGCAGCUCGGGCAUCGGCAGCAGCGGCUCUCUGCCCGAAGGCCUGGUGGGCCAGUCCUUCUUCAUGGGCACCAACGGGCCCAGACAGGCUCGCACCAAACCAGAGAACUGCUCCGUCAUGUAACGGACCCGGCGCCGCCUCCUGUCGCCAACACAAGAGAAUAGUUUUCUACCAUUGGGUUGUUUUUCCUUUAUUUUUAUAUGAUCUUGUCUCAUUUUGUAUUUGGAUGAAUGUGCAGGUGAUAUUUCCCAAAGGUUUCGGCAGCGGGCACAGGAUUUCCCUGCUCCGCCGCUGAAGCGCGUACGUGUUGGUGCGUCUUUGUUCGUGUGCUGCUGUUCUGUCAUUUGUUCUGCUUGUCUGCUCGCUCGCCUCCUCUCGGAGCUCCAUUGACCAGCGCUCGCGCUUCGAUCCACGUCAGGCUGUCAGCACUCAACACGCACAGCUAGCGAACCCUGUCUCCCGGGCCGCACACGGGCCGGGCCGUUAAUCACGUCGCGUCCCAUCAAACAGGCCAGAUGUUUACUUCCUUGGAUGUAGUGGCUGCUUUUGCAGUUUGUAGCAGCAUUGUUCUAUUUUUAUACUGCAGUAGUUUAUUUUGAGUGUUUUUUGUCCGGAUAAAGCCAAAGUACCUAAAGCUCAGGGUGUUGGGCGGGUGUCGUCACCUUAGCCUCUAACAAACAUGUGGCAGCGUGUUUUCUGUGUCGGGCAGCUGUGGUGCAAAAAGAGAAAAGACUAGUUUGGUAUUAACAUAUAUUCACAGCUCAGCCCUGGAGAAAUGGAGUUGUUAUUUAAAGGUCUGUUGAAAAAAGAAAUGAAUUUUUGCUGGAACUGUUGAAUGUACAUGAACCAGUGUGUCCUCAUGAGAUGCUCAGUUAUGAUGUUACUGCAGGGCAAUGAGGAUUAGGUUGGACAUAUCAGGAACAGAACUGUUGGGUGCCAUAUGAGCAGUAGCUCUACCAACCAACCAAACUAACAGUAUUGUACUGGAGAGCUGUUUUGGUAACAUUAGCUUUACGUGCUACGAGCAGGGAUCGUGCCUUAGGACAGAAAGCGAGUUGCUCCUCACAUGCCUCCACCGCAGUCUUGUGACUGUCACUCUUCCUUCUUAAACUGGUCAUGAGAGCUUCUUUUCUUUCCUCUAAGCUUUGUAAAUCCCCAAGCAUGAUUUUGGGAGCUAAGUAGAUUGUGGGGUUUGUACUGUAUACGUUGUGAGUUUGGCUCCGCUUUUAUUAAGGGCCUCGCUGAUUAUGCGCAGCAGGUAGAUUUGUACUGUGUGCUCGCUUAGAUCCUUUAUAUUCCAGUGAAAAAGCAUAUCAAAGCAUUUAUGGGAAAUACUUGAUAGCUGUUCUUGGCUUGUUUUUUGUUUUGCCUGUAGUUUGUGCCUAUAUCUGGUUUUGACACUGAUCCCCAAAGUGCCUUUAUUAAAUGUCGAUGUUAAAGCUUCAUAGGUGGUCGUGUUUGGCCUCAGAGACACAGACAUAAAACAAGAACGUGAUGUAAUUCUUUUACACGGUCUGAUGUCUCGCUAUCGAUCAUGUGAAGGGAGUGGUCAGCGCUUUAUGGACGACAUGGAGUGAUAAUAAACCAGAGAAAACUUUAACACUGUGUUUUUGUUCAAAAAACACCAAAAGGUGCUGUUUCACAUUUGUAUUCAAUGUCUGAUGAAGAUGGAAAAACAUAAUUAUGCUCCAUGGGUGAAAAACCCAUGAAAGGCCUGUUCUGAAGUCCUGAACUCGCCCCUUGUUUGAGGCCUCCCAGUCAUUUGUCAGCCUUAAAGGUUUAGACUGUUGCCUAAAAGGGGUUUCUCACUGUGAAGCUUUAAUGAUCCAAUGAUUUGAUUAGAUUGAAGUGGGAUUAGUGUCAAAUCAUCAUGAGCUUUCCAGAACAGCCCUGCUUUCAGGCUCUGUAAUAAACGACCUCUUUUGAUGAGUAAAAGUUAUUUUCCAGUC